ACGUGACUCAGAGCACACCUGAGGUCCGGCACGUCGCUCACGUCGCGGUUGGACACGUGACGUGACGUCACCGCUGGAGUCGUCCCGGCAGCGCGGAGGCUCCUCGUCUCAUUGGAGUCUUCUGCUCUGAGACGGAGGUCGUGAUGAAGCUGCUGCUGCUCCUCCUCCUCCUCCUCCAGGUGCCCGGAUGUGCGGACAGCAGGUGCUUCUGUCAGGUCACCGGAGACCUGGACGACUGCUCCUGUGACGUGGAAACUAUCGACGGCUUCAACAACGACAGACUGCUCCCCAAACUACAAGCCCUCCUGGAGGAGGACUACUUCAGGUUCUACAAGGUGAACCUGAACAAGGUGUGUCCGUUCUGGGGGGUCAGCAGUCAGUGUGGGCUGAAGGACUGCGCUGUGAAGACCUGCUCACCUAACCAGGUUCCAGAGGGGAUCAGAUCCUCCUCCCAGGAGCAGUUUUCUGCAGACGUAAACGAGUGUGAGCAGACGGAGAAUCUGGGAUCUGUGGAUGAUUCUUUAAGUGACGAGACCAGAGAGGUUCUGCUGGACUGGAGCGAACACGACGACGGGGAGCAGAGCUUCUGCGUGGAGGACGACGACGAGUCUCCGGACUCCCAGUACGUGGACCUGCUGCUGAACCUGGAGCGCUUCACGGGCUACAGAGGCCCGGAGGCCUGGAGGGUCUGGACCAGCGUCUACGAGGAGAACUGCUUCAAGCCGCCCGGCGUGAAGCGGAAGCUCUUCUACAGCUGGCUGCAAGGUCAGUGUGUGGAGAAGAGGGCGUUCUACCGGCUCAUCUCUGGCCUCCACGCCAGCAUCAGCAUCCACCUGAGCGCCCGGUACCUCCUGGAGGACCGCUGGUUUCAGAAGCGUUGGGGUCACAACGUGUCUGAGUUCCGGCGGCGCUUCGACUCGGAGCUGACGGGCGGCGAGGGCGCCGCGAGGCUCCGAAGCCUCUACUUCCUGUUCCUGGUGGAGCUGCGGGCGCUCGCCAAGGCGCUGCCCUUCUUCCAGCGCCCGGAGGUCCGGCUGUUCACCGGCCGCCCGGAGGAAGACCGCAGGCUCAAGGGGAUGCUGCUGCACGUCCUGCAGCUGGCCCGAUCUUUCCCUCUUCACUUUGACGAGACGUCUCUGUUCACCGGAGAUGAAAAGGAGGCGGGGCAACUGAAGGAGGACGUGAGACUAGCCUUCCUCAACAUCUCCAGGGUCAUGGACUGUGUGGACUGCUUCAAGUGUCGGCUGUGGGGGAAGCUGCAGACUCAAGGUUUGGGAACCUCGCUGAAGAUUUUGUUUUCCGAGCGUCAGAUUGAGGCUCCGCCCCUUUCCAGCGGCCAGAGGCCUCGUUUCCACCUGAGCCGCCAGGAGAUCGUCUCUCUGCUCAACGCCUUUGGGAGGGUUUCCACGAGCAUCCGAGAGCUGAAGAACUUCAGAUCUCUGUUGGCUGAGGAGUGAAGACCUGAAGAGAGACCCGCCUCGGUUCUACUGGGAGGGACCUGGACCGGUCUCAGGGUAGUCCUGGUCCUCUACAGACCUCAGUUUAGUUCUGGUCCUCUACAGACCUCCAUCAGAAAACAGACCCUCAGAGAGAAGGUGGUCUGGUUCGAGUUCUCCUAAUCGGAGCCACCGGGUCGGAUUCUGGAGAAACCAGAUGACGUCAUGCAGGUUCCCCAGAACCUCCUUCAGCUCACACUAGACAGACCCAGAUCCAGUUUCUAGAACCAACACUACCACUUUAGUUCACAGGGGGCGCCAGAACCAUCACAAGAGGAAAGUUCCUCGUAGUAACUUUAAGUAAAAGAAGCACUAUUACAGUGUAAAAAUACUCUAAUAAAAUAAAAGUCCAGCUUUCAAAAUCGUAAUCACGGACAAAAAUAUUGGCAGCAAAUUAUACUUGAAGUAUUAAUCAUGAAAUAAUUAUUUGAUUAUAAUUAUUUAAUAAUAUGUUUAUCAUUUUUAAGUUGCAGCUGGUAAAGGUGGAGCUCAUUUUAAUGACAUAUAUAUAUAUAUAGUGUGUGUUUAAAACAUUAUAUUGUAUUCGCUGAUUAUAAUUUGUAUUCAUUUAAUUGUAAAAGUAAUCUAAGUAAUCAAACAAUGAAGUACAAGUAUAAAGUACAACAUGUAAAGUGAAUGUAAAGUCCUCACCGUGUCUUAAAGGUGCAGAGUGCAGUGAGUGGCGCCAUCUAGUGGUGAAGCUGCAGAUCUCAACCAACAGAAACUUCUCCCGUGUGCCGACGCUACGAUUCUUAUUUUAUGGUAUAAACUAAAGAAAAUAUAAAUACUAACUUAUUGAUGUUAUAUUCCACUUCUGCUAAUCCACAAAGGCUACACACUGCUCCUUUAAAUGAGGUACUUGUACACACUGAGUUUAUUUUUCUGGGAAGAAUUAAGACCCUUUUUUAAAAUCAGAAGUAAAUUAGUAGUUUUGACAUACACUUGUGGUAAUACUUUAUCUUCACUACUACAUUAAUAUGUGAGUUGUAAUAAUAAUUAAAGCUGCAAGCAGCGAUGAACGGGUCCUCUAUCCUGCUUCGCACGUCGGGGGUGCCGGCUGGACGCCGGCCCCCUCGGCCGAGAACGCAUGCACGCCGAUCGUGCGUUUUACCGUUUGUCACGCGACACUGAUUUUACUUUGCUAGUCGGUGGCGCUUUGACUCUGAAUGAAAAAAAGGCUUGUUGAUAUCCUCAGGCCGUGAAUUCUAUGAAGCAUGAGAAGUUUGGAGCAGAUUCGAGCGAGUCCAGGGUUGCCAGCAGGGGGCACGUUGACAAUUUGAACAUAUACAUGCAUCAUGUGUAUCCACGUGAAGUCUAGACCUUGUCAUGUAAAUUACAUGUGAAUGUGAUGCUUUUUAUGCUGAUUUGCUUUGGCCACUCAGUGGCGCUAUGACUUGAAUUAGCAUAGGGAUCUCUUUGGGUUUAAGCUCUAGGAGGAGUUAACUGUUUAACAACUGCCCAAAACGUGAACAAAUAAUGCAAAUAGGCAUAUAUUGAGGGAUUGAUUGUAGCGCCCCCUAAUGUUCAAAUAUUCUGAAAAAAUUAUGGGAUGUUAGGACAUCUCAUAUGGACAUAGUCUAGCAUUUUGGUGGGGACAGUUCAAGUAAUUUGGAAGUUAGGACCCUUUAUAUAUCAGGCCACACCCUUUAGAUGUUCAUUGGCCCAUAUCCUCUGAACGCAAUGAGAUAUUAACGAUCGCUUAAAGAUUGCUGAUGUCAUUGAUCCAUUAUUGAACCACAACAAGUUGUGUAUAAAUCGGACUCAGCGUUUAGUAGUAGUUGGAAAGAAUUUGUUUUUUACAAAAUUCAAAAUGGCGGAAAAUCCAAGUGGGCAGAGCUUAUGGUCACCACAGUAUUUUUUGUAGAGCAGGUCCAAGCGGACAUGUAUGCUGAAUUUCAAGGCAAUUGGUCCUUGUAAGCAAAUAAUGUGGACAUUUUAAAAAACAAUAAAGUCUAGGGGGCGCUAUCGAGCCAUAUAGGUAGUUUAGAGCAUGGUCCCAAGAGACUUUUCUUUCCGUAUACAUGUGGUACAUAUGCUUACUAAGUUUUAUACAUGUAGGUCAAACGUAGCACUGGGGCUGCGGGAAUUAAUAUUUGUAGGUGGCGCUAUAGAGCCAAAUUACCAUUUUGAAGCAUUGAAAUGAUAUCGGGUAACUACAUCUUUGACUUUAAUUGUGUGUGCUAAGUUUAGUUACGUUUCGAGCAUGUUUAGUGCCUCCAAAGCCCCUUCGUUGUUUGAUGCAAAGAAUGGGUUGCCACGGCAACAGUGUUAGACGAAACAUCAAAUGCUUUGUCUUCUGGCAUCAUGAAACUAAAACCUUCAUGUGGAACAAAUUUGAUGUUGAUCUGAUUUACCUUCUAAGAGAAGGAAGCCAAAGUAUAAACGAUUUUUGUUCCCGUUACCAGUAGGUGGCGCUACCACUAAAAUAAAAAAAUUAGACUGCACAUGUCUUCAGGCCUGGAGUGUCAUCACACGAGGAGUUUAGAACGGAUCUGAUGAGGUGUAGUCGAGUUACAUCAGUUUAUUCGUUCACGGCGAAGGAUCAAUGUUUGCCGAUGGAGAGAUUCGCCGCAGUUCAACGUGUCGCUACGAGCUUCACAGGGAAGCAUCAUCAAGGUCUUAGGUCUAUUCUGGUAUAUUAUGAGAGGGAUCUGGAUAAUCUGUGAGAAGGGUAUAAAAGUAUCAAAAAGGUAACUUCCUGUUGCCAUUAGGUGGCGCUAAGACCAUAAUAAAAAAUUAGCAUAUGGAUCUCUUCAGGGUCAGUAUGUCAUGACGUAUGAGAAAUAUGGCGCAGAUUACACAAUGUAUGGCCGAGUUACAUCAACGUACAUUUUCAUGGCGAAUGGCGUUUCUUUGCCGGUCCGGCAAACGCACAUAGUUUAAUAUUUUUUAAAUCCUUCGAUGAUUUUUUAAGACAAAGGUCUCAAGAACAUACUGCCCAAGUUUGGAAUGAAUCGGGUUUAAGCUCUAGGAGGAGUUAACGGUUUUAAAACCCCUAAAAACAUGAAAAAAGGCCAAAAAGGCAUAUUUUGAGGGAUUGAUUGUAGCGCCCCCUAAUUUUCAAAUAUUAUGAAAAAAUCAAGGUAGGUUAAGGGUGUCCUUGUGGACAUAGGCUACUAAUUUGGCGAAGAUAUACCAAGUGAUUUGGAAGUAAGGUGUCUUUAUAUAAUAGGCCACACCCCUUGCAUGUUCAUUGGUCCAUAUCUUCUGAACGCAAUAAAAUAUCGACAAUUCCUGAAAAUAAUUCCUUUAAAUUGAACCAAUAAUGAACCUCAGAAAUUUUGGUAGGAAUCGGAAAAAGCGUUUUGAAAAAAAGUGCACAAAAACAGUUUUUUACAAAAUUCAAAAUGGCGGAAAAUCUAAGUAGGCGCAUUUGAUGGCCACCAUGAACUUAUUUGUAGAGCAGGUCCAGGUGAACCUGUAUACCAAAUUUCAAGUCAAUCGGUCAUUGUUGAAAAAAAGUAUUAGCUUUCUACCUCAAGGGGGCGCUAGAGACAUUUUUUUAUAAACAAAUACGAAAACUAAAAAAUCAUAAAUUUUUCACGAGUUCUGAUAUGCGUGUGAAAUUUCACUUGGGUGCGGUCUGAGGUGUGCGGCCAGUCGAGGUUUCCGUGGAGAGAAAAAUAAUAACUCUUAGAAAAACAAUCGAGCGUAUUCACGUGACGUCAGAAUCUCAAUCGCGCCAUCUUGGGGUCCCACUUAUUAAAUGUCAGAAGAAGUUGACCUGGCUAUCGUGUCCGCUGUUUGAUUAUGCGAGAGCCCAGCAACCUCAUGUCCUUCUGCAUUACCAAAGAAAGACUUCAGCGGUUGGAAUUGAAUAUUUGCAACGUUUUUUACCUGAUUUUACUCGCUCAACACUUUGUGGUUAAUUCGCUAGUUACCCCUAGUGACCAGCACAUAGCCCGGUCACAUUCCUGUAAAACAGUUUUCAUUUCCGCUAUGGACCAUGGGACAUUAACAACUAUUUCUGCGUUAUACUUGUUGUGGAAAUACCACAAAUAUCGGAACAUCAAGCGCCCCGUGUCUGGGUUCAUAUAUGAUCCGUAGUCGCACAGCUCCGCCUCCAGGACGAGUGUCUGGAUGAAGCCGCUUCCAGCUCAUUCAGGACCAGCAGUGACUGUUUGGCUGGCCGUGCUGAUGCUGUUCCCAUGGAGACAGUGUUUUAUUUUACCUUGAAAUGAAUCACAGAGUAAAGGCAGACAUCGCCCGACGGAGUUGCCAUGUGCAUGGCUUCCUCCCAAGUUUCCAUCCACAGUUCCUUUUGCGCAAGUGAAAGACAUUGAUUUUCGCUCGGCGAAAAAAGCAAAAAGAGAUUAUUGACGAGAGUGUGUCAAUGGAAACGUGCCCACAACCCGAUGUAUCAACAGUAUAAUCCUAACGCUCAUACGCCGAGUGAAGCCGAAGUAGAUGCAUGACAAGUUGAAGUAAUAGCCUGUCUUGUUGAGCUGAUAAACAAAUAUUCUGAAUCAUUAGUCCCACAUCCAACAAUGAGGCACAGUAAUCACAAGGCACGCCGCUUUGAACUGAAAUCGUGUCUCCUUCAGGAUAUAAUGGUCAUUUCUAAGGGAAGAGCGGCAUACAAACAAGCAAAACAAUGCCGUGGAGGGACCCCAACAUGGCCGCCAGAGUUUGUUGUGGUCACGUGAGUGAAUACGCUCUAUAGGUUCCUCUACGACGAAGUCGUAGUAGAGGACCCUAAUAAGACGAGACCGAAGACUGUUGUCAUGUUUCUAGUAAAUAAAAUAUGUGACGGCA
Molecule: messenger RNA, 6251 nt
Organism: Pseudoliparis swirei
Lineage: Eukaryota; Metazoa; Chordata; Actinopteri; Perciformes; Liparidae
Gene: ero1a
Product: endoplasmic reticulum oxidoreductase 1 alpha
Exons: 14
Coding region: 144-1457 (437 amino acids)
Biological process (GO): protein folding in endoplasmic reticulum
Cellular component (GO): endoplasmic reticulum; endoplasmic reticulum membrane
Molecular function (GO): thiol oxidase activity; protein-disulfide reductase activity; FAD binding
Source: RefSeq, a predicted model, not a curated record